CCGUGCUUAGCACUAGCCGGAUCCCGAGUAUAGGAUCAAAGCGGCGCCGUAAGUGAAGACUUGCGCGCACCUCUUACACUUUCGUGCUUCUAGGGCCAGAAGUGACUCUUCCGAAAAGAAGAGCGGAGGCGGCGCGCGGAGCAUAUGGCGGUUUGCGGGUGUGACGUCAGAAAACCGGAAGUCGCGAUGUUGGGGCCUAGAGAAGCCGCCGAGGCCUGGCCGCCUAAGCAGCAGGAGCAGCUGCCAUGGGGCCGGUCUCGCGUUCGCGGAGCCCCCUGGACUCCCCGGGGCCCCGCCGGGGACGAGAGAGCGGCUCGGCCAGCCCUUCCCCGUCCAGGCACAGUCGCAGCCGCAGGUCUCGCUCUCGGGAGCGCAACGGCUUCCGACGCCCGCAUCACUUCGGUUACCGGCACGACCCGGAGCACUACGGCAAGGAGCAGGAGGAGUCGCUGCGUCAGAGACGACUAAAUGAGAGAGAACGAAUAGGCGAACUAGGAGCACCUGAAAUCUGGGGACUCUCACCAAAACUUCCUGAGCCAGAUUCUGAUGAACAUACACCCGCAGAAGAUGAAGAUGGAUCAUCUAAAAAAAGCAGCACUUCCGAGUCCAGUUCAGAAGAGGAAGAGAAGAAAAGGAAGAAGAAAAAGAAAAAGAAGAAAAAGGCUGCAGCACGUGAGGAGGAGAAAAAAAGAGCCAAGAAGAAGAGAAAGAAGCAUAGAAAGAAAAAGAGCAAGAAAAAGAAGAGUAAGAAGAGCAGGAAGGAUUCUAGUGACUCGAGCAGCGAAGACUCUGACGAGGGAACUCUACAUGGGGACGAUCUCUGGAUUGAGAGAUCAAAAAACCCCGACUCCGUGGAUUUUAUUGGCCCAGAAGCUCCCAUCACUCACGCUUCUCAAGACGACCGUCCUUUGAACUAUGGACACGCUUUGCUGCCCGGUGAAGGUGCCGCCAUGGCCGAGUACGUCAAGGCGGGCAAACGGAUCCCCAGGAGAGGCGAGAUCGGCCUUACCAGCGAAGAAAUCGCUUCCUUUGAGAAAUCCGGCUACGUUAUGAGUGGCAGCAGGCAUCGGCGAAUGGAGGCGGUCCGUCUGCGGAAAGAGAACCAGAUCUACAGCGCGGAUGAGAAGAGGGCCCUGGCGUCUUUCAACCAGGAGGAAAGGCGGAAGAGAGAAAACAAGAUCCUAGCCAGCUUCCGGGAAAUGGUCUACCGAAAAACUAAGAGCAAGGAUGAGAAAUGAACGACGUGUCCUCCCUAGUGAUGGGCAGAUGGGUGGGGCCCUGACACUGCCUUGUGCUAUGGGGAAUUUGCGGGGGAAACAGUCCCUGAGAUAUCCAGCUUCAGAACCCUAAUUGGUCUGGUGAGGCCUUGGAACUAACUCGCAGGGUCUUUCCAACUUGCAAUCCAAGUCAGAAUAACCAAAGCAGGCCAAUCGGUACCACCAUAAUGCCCAGAAGCUAUUGAGAUACUGUUGCUUCUUUUUGGUUGAGAAAGUAGCACUUUAAAAAGAAAAAAGAAAACCAGAGCAAAUGGAGCAAAGAUUUCCAUUUAUGGGGGUUGAGAGAAGACCUGUUUUCUAUCCACUUUGACAAGAAGAAAAUAUUAAGCCCUGAAUGAAACAACAAGGUCUCUUAUAAGACGAGUGUGUUUUGUGAAAAAUGGCCAGAACAUACCCUGGGUCUGACUCUAUGCCCCCAAAAGACAGAAGUAGCUUUAAUACUGAUGGUUGCCUUUAUAAGCUUCCUGCCUCCAACAGACACAAAUAGGAGUGGAUGGAUCAUUAAAAACAGAGAAAAAUGGUUUAAAUCAUGUUCUCUGGCUCAGACCAUCAAGUGUGGGGCAUCUCCUGCAGACUCCUUGUAAAUAGGAACACAAAAUAUUCUUUUCAUUUUGAGAUUUUUUUGCAGGUUUAAUAUCAUUUUGCAAGCAAGAAUGCUUUUGCGGAUCGGUAAAUGUAUUUCCUGCUCAACUAAGUGUAAAUAGAAGAUGGAAUAUUCAUCUGAGUAAGUUUUUAACCCUUUAGUUUCUUCAGUGGUUUUAUCUAUAGAUAAAAUAUGUUGGGUUGGAAUUCAAAGCCCAUGUACCAACUGCCACGUAUUGUGGGAGUUUUCAGUUUCUGUUGCCUUUUGUAAAUUUGGAGUGCCCCAUAAACUUUAGAAGCAAAGCUGGAGCCAUGUUUUGAAACAAGGAAGAAAAGAAAAUCCCAAUGUAACUACACCCCAGUAUCAAGGACAGCUUUAUUGAAUGCAUUCUGGACAUUACUUUUUUGCACAGUUCCGGUAUGGUACACCACUUCUAAAGUCUAUUUUUAAAAUUAAAAUGUCCUCCCUAAGUA
This is a messenger RNA of Pseudonaja textilis, 2333 nucleotides long. RefSeq names its product NFKB activating protein (gene NKAP). Gene Ontology annotation, biological process: regulation of gene expression. Lineage: Eukaryota; Metazoa; Chordata; Lepidosauria; Squamata; Elapidae. The record is from RefSeq and is a predicted model, not a curated record. Gene Ontology annotation, molecular function: chromatin binding. Gene Ontology annotation, cellular component: nucleus.